Messenger RNA from Danio rerio (zebrafish), 9272 nucleotides. The record is from RefSeq and is a predicted model, not a curated record. NCBI's taxonomy places the organism in Eukaryota, Metazoa, Chordata, Actinopteri, Cypriniformes, Danionidae.
UCAAAAAGGUAAAACUCAACAAUUAACUCUAGGGGAGUAAUAAAACUAGCCUAUUUUCUAAAAAAGUGGAGUGUUUCUUUUAAAAGGAUAUCAGGGGGCAUAAAUAAUGACAGAUUUCAAGGUGAAACAUCCCUUUGAAAGUGUCAGAAAGAUGAAAAAAGUGGGAUUUAUGUGGAGGAUUAUCGAAUACCAAGAAGUGACUAGCCUCCAACUCACUUGCUUUUUAAGUUACCAUGGGAGGGCCAUUGAGGACAGACUUCAUGCUCCUCAUCCGCUUUUCCCUUCAUCCAUGGAUGCGCUUACUCUCUCUUUUUCUCUGCCUCCAUCAUAAUUGUGUGCAUUAGAGAGAGAGAGAGAGAGAGGUGCUCAACUGCUUGUGCACAUGCACACUCUCAUAAAUGCAUAAAUGAAUGAUGCUGCAAGGAGAGAGAGAGCAGAAGGGAAGGAGGGGGCAGGAGUGCAAAGGGAAUCAGCACUAGCAUCAAUGUGAGAGAGAGAGAGAGAGAGAGAGAGAGAGAGAGCGAUAGACCAGACAGGGAGGAGAGGAGAAUAGAGGACAGUCGGCUGCAUCGCUCCUCACAAACAGACGGAGGUGGAGAGAGGAGAGGAUGAGAGACUGUGGGGGAAGGAGAGGACAAAAGACCGCUGUGCCGUUCAUCACGCCUGGACCAGACUGACGUUGAACGAGGGGAGCUGGCAUGACUUUGUGUGCUUUUUUUUAAAGAGGACAGAAGAAACGGAUAAAAGAAAAAGAGCGUUUUUUUUGUCUUUUUAAGGGAGGGGACUGAGCCAGAAAGCAAGUCAGGGAGAAAGAGGAGGAUUGUCUGGCACUGUUUAAAUAUUAAUGUGAUUAUGAUUUGAACAUGGAGGUCAUACGGUUUUACCUCAAGUGUGGCUCUCUUGUGCUUUUUUUUUAAUCCAAGGACUUUGUGGAUUAAAUGCCGCUCUUACUUUCUGCAACAACUACAUCGUGAGGACUAAAAAACCUCUCUAAGGCUUCUUCUAUUCUUUCACAUUAAGCUUUUUUGGACGGCAACUUUCAAACUCUUGUAUUUCUGAUGUACAUAGUGAUGUCUUACUGAAUCAGUGUUGUUACUUAUGCAGACAAAGAAUCAGGUUUUUUAUGCAAAACUUUUCGAUUUCUUGAUUUGUAGUGUAUAAACAGGUGCUUUCAUAGAGAUUUCAUAGAUAUCAGGACAACUUUAUAGAGUUUGCUAGCUCUGCUGUCUGUAGCGUAAGUGUGUGCAAUUUUUGAUUUUCUUAUUGGAUCAGGGCCACAACUGGGCAUGUGUUCUGAUGUGUGUCUGGUUUAUUCCGUGUUCAGAUGUCAAUACUAAUCACCGUUGUGGUAUAUUGGUGGAAGCAGGAGUUAAACUUUCCCGUCUGGGGCCAGUUAUCAGUGCAAAACGCUGACUCUUGGUAGCUCUGAGCUUUCUAGAUUGGACAGGAGAGUGACAACAGGUUUUGUGUUGGCGAAACUUUGGGUUCUCUCAUGACUCUGUCUCGCACGCUUUUUUUUCAGUCUGUUACCAUGGCAACAGUUUCAUUGGCAUGUUAAGUACUCACGCUGUGUCUUUUGCAACUUUAGCGCUAGUGUUUUCCAGCGUCCCAAGUUAUGCUUUAAACCGGACUUUAAGUUUAAUCUCUUCAGUAUUAGCAAAGAGUCGUGCCUUCAGACCUUACGAAGGUUCAAGGUGCUCUCGCUCUGAACCUAUUUGAUCAUUCAGUCGAUCUCUUAAGUUCUCAGUUGCCAUAUCCAACAUUGGCAUUUUGUGAUGUUUAUAAUGAAAUAUUUUGGUGUAGUGAAACUCAGGUUUUACCAUCCGUGCUGGAGCUCGACUGCACUAAUUCAACGUCUGAUUUACCUUUAGAACACUAAGGUUAGCGUACAAUCAUAAAGACACGAAAGCUAGCCUGUUGCCUGCACUUGAUCUUGACAAUAGUGGCUAGUCUCUUGCAUUGUUUCACUUUAGAUUAUCAGGAACUUUUCAAACUAAAGGUGCAGAGAAACCAGUGUUGAUUUGGCAACUUGUUCACUCAUGUUUACUAGAUUCUGCAACAACUCGUCAUAUCAAAACAGGGACUUUGCCAUACACCCAACUAACAGGUGCUACACCUAAGCUAAGUCACCACAGUGUUAAACUGUUUCUAAUUUUAUUUGGAUGCAUUUUUUAUAGUCGGCAUCUUUGGACUUUCUACUUCUCUGUACAGGUUCUCUUAAACACUGUGCUACUUCUGUGCCAUGUUGUGUUGACGUCAGUAAAGUUCAUGACACAAUGAACUUCUUGGUUAUACAGCAGAGACACUUUCGUUCAAGUACACAAUGAAAAAAUGGGCAAAGCGGUUUGGAUACAGUGCAGCAGGUCUGAUUUGAUUUUGUUGUGAUACAAUUUACAAUCUUGCAGUGCAGUUCUGUAACCUAUUGCAGUUUGAAAGUCAGACAGGUUCUCUUUGAGGUGUUCAAUGAGGGGUUCCUUUUUAUGAAUGGUCUAGUAGCACCGCUAGUGUGAUGCUUUUGUGAUGCAAUGCAUUGUACAUAAAUCCUUCUCUUCUUGUCCUGCUCCAGCUGAGGGUUUGUUGAGGGUAGUUGUCUUUGACUGUCAGUCGCAUCUAUUAGAACAACUCGGAAUGUCUUGCAUAUGGUGAUACACACAUGACACAAGAAACUGUCCCUUUUUAGCCUCAUGGGUUAAUUGUGGUAACUCACUGGUGCUAAAGAAAAACAAGUUACUAUCUGAAUAAAGAUGGCUUUUUUUGUGGCUUAUGUAAAAUAUGUUAAAUGAAAACUACUGUAAAUAGAACAACACUGGAAUCAGCUUGGACUUUGCUACAAACUAGUUUGCAUAGCAACAGUGGUAACUCUUAAAGUCUAUAAAUGAUAAUCAUUUGUGAGGUUUAAAGUUACUUUCGCUCAGAACUGUUACAGGUUACAAGACUGUUGCAUAUCUACUAAAGGUUUUAAAGUGUACUGGUGUGGUUAGAUAUGGUGUUUGACUUUGGUAACAUUUAAAGAGUAGGUUUUCACUCAGGAAACGGAUCUACAAAGAGCUGCUCAAUCCAACUCUGUCUGAUUUUGAGGUGUCAUUUAGGCUAAUGAGCAACUGAUUGAUUUUCUAGUUAGAGUCUAAUGAGUAGAUCUCUGGAGGCAGUACUUCAGAUUUGGCCAAUCGGGUCUCAUUAUCGUCAAGUCUGACAGUGCUGGAACGUGCUUGUUAGUUUAUUGAUUUUGUUAAGGAACAUCAUAGUUCCCUUGCAGCUGGAUUGUCACAGUUUAACUUCUUCACAGAUUACACCAAACAAUCAGUGGUUCUCUAAAUGGUGCUCUAACCCAUGUUAUCUUCUAUACAGCCAUAUUUACCUUUGACUUAACUGUUUCAGGGCUUUCUGAGACUAGUUUGACCUUUUCUAAAUCACAUUUCUAUGAACUGUUAUUCGUCAGGUUUAAUUAUUAAAAUAGGAUGUGUAUAUAAUCAAAAUUGUGUUGUUUUCCUGAGUUUGUUAAAUUAAUACGCUAAUUAGAAAAAAACGUAAGAGGCUCAGGUGUUUUUUUAAUAGGCAAAAAGGAGUAACAGGACAGCCUGGAGAACGGGAAAGAAGACGUGGGAGGGGGCGCGGGGGAGCGAGAGAUUAUUUGGAAGAAGAGAGCCAGUGUGCUGGAGAGGGAGAGAGAACUGGAGAGGCAGAAGCUGGAGGAGGAGAGGAGGAACGCUGUGGGAUACACUGUGUGGAGGCUGAGGGAGGGAUUCCAGGAGAGGAAGGAUAGAGAGGAGGAUAAACUUAAAGGGACGAGCACAGAGGGUGCGAAAGCAGCGCAGCCAGAAGUGAUUUGGAAAAGACGUGAGGAAGAGGAGGAGAAGGAAAGGGAUAGAGCUCGGCUUGGCGACAGGGGUCACAAAAUCAUCUGGAGGAGGAGGGACAGAGAGUGACGGGAAAACAUAGAGAUCUGUCAGCACUAAGCACUCGCAGAUAUGUGACAGGAAGUGAGGUGGCAGAUUUAGACUUACAGUAUGAAUAAGCCUGCAUGUACUCUGAUGUCUUGUAUUUUAGGUAGUAGGUUGUGUACAUCAGGGGUCUUCACAUGGUUCUAGACCUCCUUUUGAGAUGUUGCAUGAAAUUAAAUAAGCCUAGUCAGUGAUAGUUGUGUUCAAAUAUUAAUAAACUUUGACAACUAAAACCCAUUUAAAUCAUUAUUAUUAAUAUGCAGAGUCAUAUUUGCAUGUUUCCUUUGUGACUGAAGGAAAAAUUAAAUAUUUAGCUGCACUAUUUUAACCUCAGUAUGCAUAGCAACAAAUGGUUUGUUUCAUGAGAUGGCAACACAAGCCGUCAUGGACCCCCAUUGAAGAUCCCUGCUGUAUAUCUUUUUAACACCUGAACUAAAUUAAAUCUCUAAAAUUAUGUUGAUCUGCGCUGGUCAAGUCAUCAUUGAACGAAUCAUCAUUAAAUGAUGCUCAUUCUCUGGAUCAGUACUUUAGCAUUUUCCAUCCAUCUAUUCCCGCUCUCUUCCUCUCUCACUCUAUCGAUCCGUCUGUCUGACGGAAGCCUUUUCUCUCAAAGUCUCAGCUGCAGCUAAUAGGCUUUUUAUGGGACUCUGUCAGACAAGAGAUAGUAGAUUGGAGCCCUACACAUGCAAAGACAAAUGAACACACACAUAAACACACUCGCAUGCAUACCAAACACAACAGUACUCUUCUUCACACAUCUACCUAGAUGGAUUGCGUCUAGAGCACUUAUGUAUAAAUAUACCAAUAACUUCAAGACAAUCGUACUAUAUUUAGUGAUUCGUAGUGUCUGAGAAGCUCUAUGCAGACUUAAGAUCUGAUGCAAAACCUUCUACAGGCUGUGUAUGACAACAGCAGAAAACUUGAUUACUUUUUUGCAUCUGUCCUUUUGUCUCUUUUUACAUCCUGUUUUUGAUACUUUCCGGACUGAACAGUCAGCACACUGUCGUCUGUCUGGCGUGAUGAUGAAGGAAUCGGUAGAUGCAGAGAAAAAGAGGACUAUAAAAGACAAGGAAAGACAAGUUAUCGAUUGCGACAGAGCGACGUGGAGAGACAUUUAAGGACGUUUAGUGGACUCUGAGACGUCUUAGACAUCAUGGAGCUUGUCCCCAAAACUAAGUACACACCCUUUAGGAGUGACUCCUUCAGCUCAACAGACGAGACGGCGUCCAAUCCUUCCCUUCCUUCUUCAGCUCCUCUCACCCCUCUCACCCCUCCUGGCAUCCCUCCUUCUCUCUCCUCCUCCUCCCUCACCCCUAUUCUGCCACCUUCUUCUCCACGGCAGGCUGAGAAUAGCCCCACCACCUUAUGCUCCUUCUUCCCCAGGAUGGGAGCCCUGAGGCUGGGUGUGUCUUCCACUCUGCUCCCAGGCUUAAAGGCCUCCAGCAGGCCAGCAAAUGUGCCUGGUAGCCAGGGAGGUUUGGGAGAGUCCUCGGAAGACACAGGGACCGUCAACUCUUCUCCUCCUCGUCUUCUUCCUCUUCUUUCUCUAACAGCCCCAUCUCCUCCUCCUCGUCCCCCACAGGAUAUGAACCGGCUGGGCGGGGCCUCACGGAGGGCCCGUGUGGAAGGGGGCCAGCUCGGCGGAGAUGAGUGGACACGGCAUGGCUCCUUUGUCAACAAGCCUACCCGAGGCUGGCUGCACUCGGACAUUGUGGUCAGCACCAGCGGAGUCUCCUACACUGUCAGGUAUAUGGGCUGCGUGGAGGUGCUGCAGUCAAUGAGAGCACUGGACUUCAACACCAGAACUCAGGUUACCAGGGAGGCGAUAUCAGUGGUGUGUGAGGCGGUACCAGGUGCCAAAGGAGCUCAGCGAAGGAGAAAGCCCUCCUCUCGCUGUCUGUCCUCCAUCUUAGGGAAGAGUAAUCUCCAGUUUGCUGGAAUGACAAUCACCCUCACCGUGUCGACCAGCAGUCUGAACCUAAUGGCCAUCGACUGCAAACAGAUUAUCGCCAACCAUCACAUGCAGUCCAUCUCUUUUGCAUCAGGAGGAGAUCCAGACACAGCGGAGUAUGUUGCAUACGUCGCCAAAGACCCCGUCAAUCAGCGAGCGUGUCAUAUCCUGGAGUGCUCUGAAGGCUUGGCUCAGGAGGUCAUCAGCACCAUAGGUCAGGCUUUCGAGCUCCGCUUUAAACAAUACCUAAAAAACCCACCCAAAGUGGUCACCCCCCAUGACCGCAUGGCUCCGUUUGAUGGGUCAGCGUGGGAGGAAGAGGAAGAAGAUCUGGCUCCUCCGCCAGAGGUGCCAUAUUACAACAACUUCCCCGGCAAACAGCCUCCUCCUGGUGGUUUAGUGGACAUGAGGACCCGUCCCGGACACAGUACAGGACCCACGCUGCCCUAUGGACAGCCGAGCCAGAACGACAUUCACAAGCAGCCUCUUCCUCCACUACCAGUGGGUGUUAAGGAUGGAGGCUUGUUUGACGACCCCUCAUACGUUAAUGUGGAUAAACCCCGCCUCCCAGCAUCAGCAGCAGCCAAUGGAAAUGCUCAUAGAGACGCGUUUGACAUGAAACCGUUUGAUGCAGCGCUCGUUGUGUCGGGUGCAGUGGCACUUCCUCUGGCAGAGCAGCUGCAGAACGAGCCCUGGUUUCACGGGCCUCUGAGCCGCAGGCAGGCCGAAAGACUCCUGACCAAGGAUGGAGACUUCCUGGUGCGGGAGUCAGGCACCACACCAGGCCAGUACGUCCUCACGGGACAGCAGGGCGGACAACCAAAACACCUGCUUCUGGUGGAUCCAGAGGGAGUGGUGCGCACCAAAGACCACCGCUUUGAGAGCGUCAGUCACUUGAUCAGCUACCACAUGGACAACCGGCUGCCAAUCAUCUCUGCAGGAAGUGAGGUGUGUCUGCAGCAACCGGUCGAUCGCAAAGCUUGAGAAACGCUUUAGAGAGAAAUAGAAACUCUCCUUCAUACCUUUUUUAUUUUUGCCUGACUCUAUCAGAGAAACAGUUUUUGUUCCAACUGGGAGUGUAAGCUAAUCCCAUCGUCCCAGAAACACUUGAGUUUUCUGCUGCAUCAACCACCGGCCGUGAAAUUACAAAGCGAUGUAAUCAUUCUAUUCAAAGUCUAAAGCAAACGUCGCUUGAGGAAAGCGAUUGCAAAAAGCCAAACGAAUAGGCUUCAAGAAGAGGAGCAGAUGCGUAAUGGAUGUGACAUCACUUCCUUCCCAGUAACCAUGGCAACCAGCCAGGGCAUUCUUGUCAAGAGCUGAUGUGAAUGUAGUAAAAUUGCAGACCCUUUGUAGCACUGGAAAGAUUCACAUGCAGUGCGGUGGGCCAAAUCCAAAGACACGUUAGCGAUUAGUUUUUAAAUCCUGUCGUCGCUGUGGUUUCAAGACUGUUGAUGAAUAUGCAAAACUUUAAAGACAACACAGCUCAUUCUCCAUCAACUGAACCACAUCUGUUGUCAUUUCCAUUGGAAGAUCCCUUUUCCCAGUGUUCCUAUUGAAGAAUAACACUCAGAAUGCCACUCAUUCUCACUCACACCACAUGCCGAACACGAUCCCGUGGAGAAAUUGGGAAUUUUGGCCAUUCGGGAAGACCCCUGAUCAUAUGUGAAAGCUUUAGCAGCUCGGAUGCUGUCUGGAUUUUUUGUUGCCUUAUGCAAUUGAGCAGAUGCUGUGAGGGACAUAUGCUGCCCGUAUUAGGUGUGAUAAACUGGUCUGUGGGAAAGGGGAACAUGUUCGCUUUCCACACAACAUCAAUCUGGGACAAAAGGGAUGAGAGAAAAUAAUAUCUAAAUGAAGUGCAAUCUGCAUAGAUGGGCUGGUAAGCUUGAAUGGGACUGUGGUUUGAGAUCAAAGCCUUCUUAUGAUGUCAUUUUAGUCAAGAAUUUAUAUAUUUGUUGCAAUGAUGUCAUCUCGUUCUGACAUCAGGAUGGUUUUAUUCUGCGAACAGGCUCUGUUUGUCUUCGUUUCCUCCUUUUGGUGUUUCUUCUGUUCGCAUUGACAAUCGAUCUUCAUGUGUGUGUAUGCAUAUAUGCAUUCGGAGUCUCAAGUUACGAAACAUGCAUUAUUUUGUCGAAAAUUUACUUGAAUGCAUUUAAUUGACGUGUAUUACAAGCAGACACACCGUCCAGGCCGAGGUUAACACUCCAAAUAAGUUCCGAACAUGUCUUUGCAGCCACAGACUGGAAAGCAACUCUCUUUAUCUUCAUUUGCUCUGAUAUUGAUUGUGCCUUUUUCACCAAACACAGACAAACCAAUCAAACACAGCCGCCUUUUGUGAUUCGUUGGGUAAUCGUGACCCUUUCUUUUCUGAAAAAAAAAAUCAACUGCAAAAAUGACACAUUGCUUUAUUGAGACUUACUACAGGUUUUCGGAAAGCAUGCUUAAUUUCUUCUGCAGGCUAAUUGUGCUAUGCUGUGCUUCGAUCUCUUGGUCAGUAUCAUGUUAUGUUGCUUAAGCUUACGUUGGUGAAUAAACAUCUUAUUUCAUCUCUCAUUUGGAGACUGACAUGGCCUGUAAGAGAAGGUGUAAAUAAUACUACGCGAUUAAUGUCAUUCACUGUGUUGAAUCAGUCUGUAAAACUCACAGGAUUGUACUGGGUGAAAAAAACAAAGGUGUAAGAUUUGACAAUGCAGUCACAUCGUGUUUAUAACACAAAUCUAUGUAAAUGAUAAGAAUUUGCUUCGUCAGAUGUACAAAGACCUUUAUCUGGAUGCUUUAUCAAUCUGAAAUGGGCAAUUGUUCUGUUCUUAGUUGUUUUUCAUGGAUGUAAUUUGUGAAUUUUGAGUCAUUGGUCAGCAUUCAUUCAGCAUGACAAUUUCAGGCAGAUUCCAGCUGCGGCUGUGUGUGACAGGUUUCAGCCUGGUGUAAUUCAAAGAUACGCAUUGAAUGGGUUUUUUAAGCAUUUGACGUCACACUUUUUAUGUGCUGAUGGCACCACAGAUCUGUUCACUAACUGCUAAUGGAGUUUAAACAGUGUAUGUGUGUGUUGGCUGGAAUGGUCUGGAAUAAUCUGGCUUUUACAUUUGACUCGCCACUGAACUGUUUGCUCAUUUUCAUAUUUCACAGCGGCCUUUUGUUGCAUGGAAACACUUCCUGUUAUUGUGGUCAUGACGGUGACUUUUGUGUUGUGGUUAGCUGUUUGCUAUUUUCUAAGCCAAAUGCGUUUAUUUCUUGUUUGCCUAUAUAAAUGUUGCUUCUUUUUUAAAUACAUGUUUUUGGGUAUUUCAGUAAUUCUUUUUAUGUUGAUGUUAUUUGGAAAAACAUAAACGUUUACACCUGUAUCAAAUGAUAGAUUACAUAUAUAAAUACAUAUAUCAUUCACC